Eupeodes corollae is the source of this 5604-nucleotide messenger RNA. RefSeq names its product ubiquitin carboxyl-terminal hydrolase 7-like. Lineage: Eukaryota; Metazoa; Arthropoda; Insecta; Diptera; Syrphidae. Gene Ontology annotation, biological process: regulation of protein stability; protein deubiquitination. Bases 618 to 4310 code for a protein of 1230 amino acids. The record is from RefSeq and is a predicted model, not a curated record. The transcript has 9 exons. Gene Ontology annotation, molecular function: cysteine-type deubiquitinase activity; cysteine-type endopeptidase activity; protein binding. Gene Ontology annotation, cellular component: cytosol; nucleus.
UUCCUUGCGGCGGCUAUCCAUUAUCCAACAACAACAUCAACAAAAUAAAACGGGAAUCGUAACUCAUUUACUUCGGCUGCUCGGAUAGGAAAAUAAAAAUAAUUUGCAAUUAAAUAUUAUAGUAAUUCAUGAAUGUUAUACAAAAUCGGUUAAUUAAUGGACGUUAUCAAGACCUAAAUGCUAGUUACUAAAAUUAAGCAAAUAAAUUAAAUUAAAAAAACCUAAAUUAAUCACUUCGUCAGAAAAUCCAACGGAGGAAAAUAAUAAUACAUACAUUAUAAGAAGCAGAAGGAAUAAAGAAAUCCAGCACACUGCCCGAUAACAAUAUUACAGCAAACGGCGUGGGCCAACGCGGCGAAGGGGACGGUGACGACGACGUCGAUACCCUUUACGAAAAUAUUAGUCUACAGCUAGGUAUUGAUCUUCGCGACGAUAUUGUUCAAGAAGAAAUCAAUACUAUAGUGGAAUUAGUAUUGCAAUUAGCUGCCCGUCCCCUUACCGCAACAUCAUCAGUUGAAACAACAAACAAUACAACAACUACAACAGCAGCAGCAAUAGUAGCACCGGACACAGUAGCAUCAGCUACAUCAUAUAUAACAACAGUAUUAACUGAAGCAAUGGACUCUAAUAAUGUUGGAAAUUUUGCUAUGACAACUUCGGCUUCUUCUACUGAAAUAACAGAACCAACAGUUGUUACAUCAACAACAAUCAGGAUUCCAAAUAGGCAGGUUGAAUUAGCCACUGACGGGUGUGAAGAAGAAGCUAUGGAUACUCAAGAAGCUGAUAAUACGAUGCUGAUCCCCCCACUUACUGAGCCACCAACACCUCCUGAAACACCACCAGAUAGUCCAGAACCAGCAGAUGAUAAUCUGGAGCAGCAUCGUGAGGAGCAGCCAGAUGUUCUCGAGCCACUGGCAUUCCUGGAAAAGCCACAAGGUGAAGAGGAUGCCGAAACACGUCAAAUUGCUGACGUUGAUGAUGAUGCGAAUAUGCAACCCGCAUCACCAAUCGUCGUUAAUUCAAUUAUAUCAAAUGAACUAUUAGCGAGCAUGGAUACAACUACUUCACCGCUGAAGGGUGACGAAGAAGACACUGUUACCGACGUUGUCGAAGAGCAGCGGCAAGAUGAUGUUGAACAGUCAACGUCCAUGACAGGACCAAAGUUGGAAGAUGAAGUUCGCUCUGAAGCCACUUUUUCAUACGUCGUACGUAACAUUUCUAAAUUAAAAGAAACCGAAUUAUCACCCCCGACUUAUGUGCGUAAUUUACCCUGGCGAAUUAUGGUCAUGGUUCGCAAUGCGCGCAAUCAACCUGAAACUAAGUCGUUGGGAUUCUUUUUGCAGUGCAACGGUGAGAGUGAUUCGACAACAUGGUCAUGUAAUGCUUCGGCAGAAUUGCGUUUAAAAUCCUUUAAGGCCGGACAAGAGGCAUUUGUACAGAAAAUCAAGCAUCUCUUCUACAGCAAGGAAAACGAUUGGGGAUUUUCAAUUUUCAUAGCCUGGAAUGAUAUAUUCAAUCCGGAAAAGGGUUAUGUUCAAAAUGAUUGUAUUGUAUUAGAGGUUCAUGUUAUGGCAGAAGCUCCACACGGGGUAUUUUGGGAUUCAAAAAAACAUACUGGUUAUGUAGGACUAAAAAAUCAGGGAGCAACUUGCUACAUGAAUUCAUUGCUUCAAACACUCUAUUUUACUUGUCAGUUAAGAAAGUCUGUUUACAAAAUGCCGACUGAGGCAGAUGACAGUUCGAAAAGCGUAGGUCUAGCAUUGCAAAGAGUUUUUCAUGAUUUACAAUUUGCCGAUAAACCAGUUGGCACUAAAAAAUUGACUAAAAGUUUUGGAUGGGAGACGUUGGAUUCAUUUAUGCAGCAUGACGUUCAAGAAUUUUUGCGUGUGUUGCUAGACAAAUUGGAAUCUAAGAUGAAGGGCACCUGCGUUGAGGGAACAGUGCCUCAUCUAUUCGAAGGUAAAAUGUCUUCGUACAUCAAGUGUAAGAAUGUAGAUUGCAAUAGCACCCGGUGUGAGACUUUUUAUGACAUUCAACUUAAUAUAAAGAACAAGAAGAACAUUUAUGAAUCGUUCCAUGACUACAUCGAUCCAGAGACUCUGGAAGGCGAUAAUAAAUACGACGCUGGUAUUCAUGGUUUACAGGAAGCUGAAAAAGGUGUAAUUUUCACCUCAUUCCCACCGGUUUUGCAUUUGCAUUUAAUGCGAUUCCAAUACGAUCCAUUUACAGAUAAUUCUGUUAAAUUCAAUGACCGCUUUGAGUUUUACGAUGAGAUAAAUUUAGACAGCUAUUUGGCAGAGAAGGAGUCCACUCCAGCUACAUACAAAUUGCAUGCAGUCCUAGUUCAUUCGGGUGAUAAUCAUGGCGGUCAUUAUGUUGUCUAUAUAAAUACUAAUGCCGAAGGUAAAUGGUGCAAGUUUGACGAUGACGUCGUCUCAAGUUGCACCAAAAUCGAAGCUAUUGAACAGAAUUAUGGCGGGGCUGAAGAUGAAAUUGCCAAUGCAAAGAACUGCAGCAAUGCCUACAUGUUGGUGUAUAUUCGCGUGUCUGAACUGCCACGCGUUCUUGAAGAAAUUACAGAGAAUGAUAUUCCUUCUGAUUUGGUGGAACGUUUAAAUGAGGAAAAACGUAUGGAACAAGUUCGUCGUAAGGAUCGUGCCGAAGCUGGAUUGUUUGUAGCAAUCCAUGUAAUUCUCGAGGAAUACUUUGAAGGUAAUCAGGGUACUGAGAUUUUCGAUUUAGAAAAAGUUACCGUCAGAGCUUUUAAGCUAAAGAAAACUCAAACUGUAGCCGAUUUGGUUCAAACUCUUCUACAGGCGUUCAGUGUCCAGGAAAAUCGUAUUCGAAUUUGGCCAUUGGCUCAGCGAUCCCAGGUUCAGAGAUUUACUUAUUUUAGCAUUGCUGAAGAAUACAAUAGGCCACUCAGCAGUGUCAUAGAGCUGCAAGGACCUUGGGUUAUUUUUCUUGAGCUUGCUAGUCCAUUGCAUAUUGGACCAUUGCCGGUAUUUGAACGAAAACGUGACAUCUUACUAUUUUUCAAAUACUACGAUCCAACUAAUAAACGUUUGCAUUAUCUUAACUGUGGACAAUAUGCUUUGUCAUUCAGAGUGAGUGACUUAGUUCCACAGGUUAAUUUACUUCUUGGAUUCGAUCCAACCACCGAAUUGACUGUCUAUGAAGAAUGUGGACCGAAUCCAAUGCAACGUUUGUCAAAUCAAGCCGAAACUCUUGACAGGGCUCUUAAUUUAUCCAAUCAUGAUAGUUUGCAUGGAAAUAUAUUGAUAUUCGAAAAGAAACAUGUCGAUGAAAAACUAGAGCUACCCACGGUUGAAGAUUAUUUUCGAGACUUACAGUCACGCAUUGAAUUGACUUUUUGCGACAAAAGCAAUCCCAAUGAUCCAGGAUUUCUUUUGGAACUCUCAAAUCGCAAUACUUAUGAUCAAAUGGCUCAAGCUGUGGCACUCCGUAUAAACACCGACCCUAACAGAAUUCAAUUUUUUAAAUGCAUUCCAAACUACAAAGACACUCCAGGGAAUGCAUUACGUUGCUUGUAUGAUUGUACUAUUAAGGAUCUUUUAUGCUUUACCAAGCCCAGAACACCAAAGAAACUCUUUUAUCAAAGACUGUCAAUGAAUAUUCAUGAAUUGGAAAACAAGAGACAAUUUAAAUGUCAAUGGCUUUCAUCAAAUCUUAAAGAAGAGCGUGAACUAGUUUUGUAUCCAAAUAAAAAUGGAACUAUUAAAAAUCUUCUCGAAGAAGCAGCUAAACAGAUACAAUUCGGUGAAGAAAGUACCAGAAAAUUACGUAUGGUGGAAGUGGCUAACCAUAAACUUUUACCACGGCCUCGUGAAGAUACAACACUAGAAUCUCUCCAACCUCCGGAUUCAAUGGCCAAUCAAUCACACCAUAAAAUUUAUCGUAUCGAAGAGAUACCUCGUGAUGAAAUACUCUUGAUGGAUACAGAAAUGUUAAUUCCAGUAGCACACUUUAGCAAGGACAUAUAUAGUUCGUUUGGUACACCAUUUUUUAUAAAAGCCCGAUAUGGAGAACCAUACAGUGAUUUGAAGGAACGUAUACAAAAGAAACUUAAUGUUCCCGAAAAGGAAUGGGAAAAGUUUAAAUUUGCUACUGUUGCAUUGGGGCGAACCGAAUAUAUCGUUGAUGACAAUCUUACCAUAAAUUUGGACAUUUUUAAACAUGCUACACAAGGUGGAUCACCAUUACCAUUUUUUGGACUUGAGCAUGUUAACAAAUCUCAAAAACGCACCCGGUACAAUUAUUUAGAGAAAGCUAUUAAAAUCUAUAAUUAGCUUCAGAGAGUUUCGAUUUGGAGUUCUCUUUGAUAUAAUUUUGCUUUACGAAAAAGAGACAAAUUACUCUUAGGGAACAAAACAAGAAAACCACUAAGUGCAGUGAUUGAGUCCAAGUCCAAAUAAAAAUAGAAUCAAAAAACAAAAACAUUGAAUAUUAUAAAGCAUUGUUUUCACUUCGGAAAACUCAAAUUUGGCUUAAACUAAAACAAAAUAAAAGCUUAACUUUUAAGCUGGUUUCUUAUAUACAAAAAUAUAUUCUUUGCCAAAACUAUUCCCAGAGUAGUUUAAUUUUUCUUUUUGUUAAUAUAAAUAAAAAUAUAUAUUUUGUAAAAUAUUUUUGUUUGUGAUCCUAAAGUGUGACAUAAUUUUAUUUCUAUUGUAUUUUUUUAACUUAUUCUCAAUUCGACGCAAAUGAAUUAAAAAAAUGUUAAUUUGAAGACUGAAGAAAUAAAAAAGCUAUAUUUAUCAAAAAUACUUACUAUAUCUAGCCUGUUAUCAAUUAAUAAAGUAAUGAACUGAAUACUUUUUUAAUUUUUAUUUUACACUUCUAUGUAUUGCUUUAUUUUAUUAUAUAGAAAAACCCAAACAAAUUAAACACAGCGUUACAAUGUAUUUAUUUAUAGUUUGUUUUUGUUUAUACCAAAAAUAUCAGUUUUGUGACUAUUUAGUUACUAUCGUUUUUUUAAAUUUUUUUUUUAUAUUUUUUUUAAAUGUUCAAAAUUACAUAAUUUAAAAUUAAGAUAAAAAAAUAUGAUGAAUAAAAAAUGGUAUCCUUAAUAUGUAUGUUUGUUAUUGGUGUGUAUAUAUAUAUAUAUAUGCAAAAUCCUAAUCCUUUCUAAAUCGUAAUACUAAGGGUAAUGUCCAAUAAAAACAAAAUUUGAUAAUAUGAAAUGUUCAUUAAAAGAUUUCAAAAUAAAAUGUAUAAUCGAAUAUGCGAUUUGUGUGCAUAAUUUAUAUCGUUAGCUAAUUUUGUAUGUUUUAUUUGAUGCAAAUCUCUUUAUAUUAAGAAUUAUAUUCUGUGAUAAUUUUUUCUGAAAAAAAUUGUUUUCAUCAGUAAGAGAAUUUCCUCUUUUUUGUGGCGGCAAGUGGAUUCUUUAGAUAAAUUACAUUAAUUGCUAGACAUUUGUGUUUUUUUUAAUAGUAAAUUUAACUUAUUUUAGUUUACACAGCUUGAUACUUAAUGCUUUUCAUUGAAACAACCUUUGAAUAUUAUAAAUAAGUUGAAUCAAUUUAAAAAAAAAAAGAAGUUGGUUUUUGUAUUUUUGCUCAUCAUUUAGUUUUUUUUUUUUAA